GCCACGCGCGUGUCGCUGGCCGUUGAACGCGAGUGUUAACGCUGUCUGCGCACAGCUGCUCUGCUUACAGCCAUGGAGGAAAAGCACACCGUCACCGCACCCGUCGCCUCGGACGCCGCCGUUUCCCCGACCACCGCCGCCACCGCACCUACCAGUGCCCCGAGUGAGGCUGCGCCUUCUCCGUCCACGGAAGAACAUACCGCGGAGAUAUCGCCCACCGGCGGCGGGGGCAGCUCUACCCGCCCACGCAGCCCCAAGCAUCACCGCAAAGGCGGAAAGAAACACCAAGAGAAAGCGCAGACAUCGGACGUCAACCAGUCACACCCACAUCAGUCACAGCAGCGACUUAAUGGCGUGGAGGGCGUGACGCAAGCAGCAUCGGGCACGACGCUUCCGACGUCACUGUCCGCGUCGUCGGACAAGAUGCUAUCGUCUCAGCCACCGGGGCCCCAAGCGGCGGUCGAGGUGCCGAAGGCAGCCGUGCGCGCAGCCGAGGAGCGAAGGUUGGUGGCCUCGGAGCCCCGCGACAGUCCGCAUCCGACCGCCACCACAAACACUGGACUGCUGGAGUACUGGCCCCUGGCCGCGACCAUCGUGGCCCUGGUGGUGGUGAUCGUGCUGCAGCUGCUGAUCGCCGCUCCUCUUCGGCGGCAGAGGGCGCCUCGACCGCACCGCGCGGCUAACGUCUGCGAGUCGGAGCCGUGCCCAUACUACGCGCAGCUGGUCGCCGGCCCCGGGAACCUGAGCGAGCCUGCGUGCGAUAACUUCUACGCGCACGUCUGCGGCAGCGUGACGCAAGCAGCCUCGAGCACAACGCUGCUGAAGUCACAGUCGCUGUCUUCGGGCAAGACGCUGCCGCCUCAGCCGCCGGAGCCCCGAGCGACGGUCGAGGUGCCGAAGGUGGCCGCGCGCGCAGUCGAGGAGCAAAGGCUAAUCGUCUCGGAGCCCCGCCACCGUACUCAGCCGAACGCCACCACGAACACCGGACUGCUGGAGUACUGGCCCCUGGCCGCUACCAUCGUGGCGCUCGUGGUGGUGAUCCUGCUGCAGCUGCUGAUCGCCGCUCCUCUUCGGCUGCAGAGGGCGCCUCAAACACAACACGCGGCUGACGUCUGCAAGUCCGAGCAGUGCCGACACUACGCACAACUGUUCGCCGGGGCUAUGAACCUGAGUGCUCCUGCGUGCGACAACUUCUACGCGCGCGUCUGCGGCAAGUGGGACGCAACUCACUCGAAGAAGGGCGACGGCAGCGUCCUCGCCGAGUCCUGGCGACGGCUGGCCAGGAGUGCAGCAUCGCGGCUCAGCAUGGUCCCGGGCACCAUGGGCAAGCCGGAGCCGGUGCAGAGGGCCUCGCGCUUCAUAUACACGUGCCUGGUCAUUGUCAAAGUGCCGAGGGCGCCCGAGAUCAAGGAGGUCCUGGAAAAGGGCAAAAUCACUUGGCCAAAGCGCAACGAGCGUCCGGACUUCCUCAGCGCGCUCUUCUACAUGGCGAGACAGGUGUUCAACCCCGUCGCUUUUGAUGUCGCGAUCCUGGAGGUGGACGACAGAGCGACAUCGACAUCAAGGACCCAAACACUUUUUUUCGGCCUGCCCACGCGUUUCCUUCGUCACGCGAGGGCGCUGUCAAGGCUUCGACGAUCGGGCAGGCUCCUCGACCACCUGCGCCUAACGUACCAGACACUCGACUUAGGCGUCAAUGAAACUAGGCUGACAGAACUAUCCAGCCACUUCGGAUACUUAGGCGACUUCUUUGCACGCUACGAGGGGGCGUCUGACUACGUCACUAGGAGCGCCAACGUGUCCUUCUUUCUCCAGUACACGCCCUCGGUGUCGAAGGUUCGGUGGGAUGCCCUGACGAAGCGAUACUUCAACGUUUCGCUCGUCGACGACCAAAACAAUUUCCGAGGCGGCGUGGCCAUCCAGGGCGCCGACGUUUUCUCUGCCGUAUUCGAGGUACACGCCAAGCAUGGUGAGCACGUGACCGACGACAUCGUCGGAGGCCUCUGCGCGCAGGCGCUCGUGGACUACACGAACUUCGACCUUCUGGCAAGCCUGCUCGGAGGAAGUCGAGAGCUCGCCACCGAGUCCGUCUACCACAGGUGCUUCUCGGACGCCUACAGGUUCUACGGCGCCGCCAUCGACGCCUACUUCCACCAGCCGCUGAGCCGCGAGGUGGUGGACAUCCGGCGAGUGGCCACGCUUGUCCACCAGACAUUCUCCGACACGCUCCGCCACGACAAGACGACGCCCGGCGCCGUCGCCUCGGGUGCGGCAACCAAUGAGUCGGCGCUGUCUGGCAGGCACGUGAACUUCGACUUGGCCCUGUCUAGCUUGGACGGUCUCAACAGAACGGGGUUCGCUGAAUCGUACGACCGUUAUCCGCCGGUAACUGACAGCGCCCUGUACAACUGGAUGCGGCACGCGGCUUUCGCCUCUGCCGGCGGCAAGUCGCCUACAGGGGUGUCGCUGUGGGACUCGCUGAAGGAAGACGUUGCACGUGCAGCAGGCAGGUUUCUAAAUUUCCGCCUGCGCCUGGCGCACAUGGAAGGCCCCUUCUAUGCGGUCAACGUCAGCGCCGCAGUGCUGAUGGCAGGAGUCGGUGCGCGCUUUGCGGCGGCGCUCUUUUACGACCAAGUCGCGGCCAACAGCUCCGAUGACCCUGCGAAAGUGUACACCGAGAACCAGGAGUGCUUAGUUCCUGGGACCAGUGGAGAGUCGUCAGACCUGGAGAUUCAGGGUGCCGUGGCCUCCAUCGAGGUUGCUUGGGUGGCACUGAAAUCUGCGGGCGCGGCGAGAUCUUCCUCCGGAACGUCCAUCGGCCCUGGGGACGCCAGUGCCGGAUUCCUCGCCGUUGAACCGCUCUUCUUCUCCUUCUUCUGCUAUCUGCUAUGCGGAGAGCCGGACGGCGAACGCCUGUGCAAUGUGCCGCUCCGUCACAGCAGUGUCUUUGCGCGCGUGUUUGGGUGCGAGAGAGCGUCGGUCAUGAACCCGGAGAAAAAAUGCCGCAUGGUCGUGUAGCGAUCGGUGCGCGUUGUCUGCGACUGUGUGCCCGAGAUGCUCGACUUAGGAGGGGCAAGUCUAGCGUUUGCAAGCUUACGUUCGAGCCUAAAUAUUAAGGUGCUCGGAAGUCGUUCUGGAGCUAACUGGGCUAAUAUAUGUAGUGAGUUAGAGACAGGAAAAAGCGACCGCGUACCAAAAUGUUGCUUUGAAGAGGUUAGACGUUUCGGCUUUUACAAGGAAACUGCAAACUUUUCGACAACGCCCUUUUGGUCGGCGUUCUGUUUACCAUGUUUCCAACGUGAAUCUAUACCACCUGGCUAGACGAGAUGUCGACCAGUUACUGAUUUCAUACGCAGCCAAGAUUAUCUUUUGGUUUGGUAACGCUCAGUCGGAGGGCUUCGACUCCAGUGCGAGCAACGCUACUAAGGACAAUGAAACAAAAAAGAACAGUAGGGCUUCAGUUGGUA
Dermacentor albipictus is the source of this 3467-nucleotide messenger RNA. RefSeq lists its product as uncharacterized. NCBI's taxonomy places the organism in Eukaryota, Metazoa, Arthropoda, Arachnida, Ixodida, Ixodidae. Gene Ontology annotation, biological process: protein processing. Gene Ontology annotation, molecular function: metalloendopeptidase activity. Gene Ontology annotation, cellular component: plasma membrane. The record is from RefSeq and is a predicted model, not a curated record.